AUGUUGUUCCAAGGAUCGUCAGCUUUUUCCCUGGCUUCGAUAUUGGCCCUAGCUGCUGGCCAGGCUGCUCCUGCGGGUCACGAAUACAUUCCUCCAGGGCCCAAUGAUGUACGAUCUCCUUGCCCUGGAAUCAACUCUGCAGCAAACCAUGUAUGUUAUAUUCCGCGAAGCGGAAAGAACAUCACGCCGCUUCAAGUCGCACAGGGACUGAAGGAGGGAUUGAACGUUGGCUUGGACUUCGGUCUUGUCGUCGGUCAAGGCGCGACGGUCUCCAAUCCCAAUCCUCUCGCUGGGACAUUCAAUAUGGAUCAACUCCGUGCUCACAACUUUCCCAUUGAGCACGACGUCAGCCUUUCUCGUCAAGACUUCUACCAAGGGAGCAACCUCAACUUCAACCAGGAUAUCUUCAACCAAGUCCUAGCCUUUUACGAGGGCAUGGAACGAACGUCGUUACCUGUGGCAAUGCACGCACAGUGGGCUCGUGUCGAUAGACAACGGCAGCUAAACGGCGAUAAACUGAUCUACGGACCUCGACAGCUUGUGCUUGGUCUCGUCGAAAGCAGUCUUUACCAGAGUGUUAUGGGUAACCCAAUCACCGGCGAAGCUCCAAUUUCUUACGUCAGGUCGUUCUUCGAGCAAGAACGCCUUCCAUACGAGCUGGGAUGGACCAAACCGGCCGUCGAAACCAAUUUUGCAACACUAGGAAUUAUGGCCAACAACAUGCUACUAACUGACCCGGGAGAGUUUGGAGAGCAAUUGCCUGAGCUUACGGGAGACUUGGUGCAAGAUGUGUUCCAGCUCAGAGAUCCGUUGACGGGCACUCUCGUCAAUGCGACUUGUGCUUUGCUGGGACGAUGCUAG
Messenger RNA from Cercospora beticola, 861 nucleotides. RefSeq names its product peroxidase family protein. Gene Ontology annotation, molecular function: peroxidase activity. The record is from RefSeq and is a predicted model, not a curated record. NCBI's taxonomy places the organism in Eukaryota, Fungi, Ascomycota, Dothideomycetes, Mycosphaerellales, Mycosphaerellaceae.